UCAUUCGCCUGCGUACUCGCGCUCCCCUGACGACAGUAACUACAACAAGCUUGAGAGGCUAAUUCACCGCUAGCUAGCUGAGACUGUGGAUAUUAAAACAUGGCAGACGAUGGACGGAGGGCAGAUGAUGAAGAUGAGCGGGGACCUGGAGCUCAGUAUCAGAUGUUUGUGGUGAUGGAGGAUUUACUAGAUAAACUGAAGUUACUGGAUUAUGAGGAACAUGUUCUUGUAAAGCACAACAUGAAGCCGCUGUCCAGGCACUACUUUGUAUCCAGUCCGUACAUUGUGAAUAAUUCUGGUGAGCAGUUCUACAUGUUCAGCGUGAUUGCAGCGUGGCUCAUAACACUGUGUGGCAGGCCAUUUGAGACGCCACAGGAGCAUGAUGAUCCCAACGCAACUGUCUCCAGUAUCCUGUCCAAUCUCCGAGCGCUGGGUGGGGUGGUUGAUUUCCCUCCCUCUAAACUGAAGUCUGGCUCUGGGGAACAUGUGUGUUACGUCUUGGACCGGCUAGCAGAGGAAGCUUUGAAGAGCGAAGAGUUUGUCUGGAAAAGGCCUGUGUACCCCACAGAGAAUUUGGAAGACGAGUGCGUAAUAGAGGACGAUGCAGAGCUCAAAGUGGAGGAGAUGACGGAGGAGGCUGAUGAGGAAGAGGAUGUUAUUGAUUUGGAGGAGCUGAAAUCCAGAACUAAUCAGAGUGAGGUGUGUGGGGUGAGGCCGGAGAAGAUCCUCGAGUCAGUGACAGAUUCUGCUGAGUGGAAUCUGGAGGUGGAGAGAGUUCUGCCCCAGCUUAAAGUCACCAUACACUCAGACAUUAAGGAUUGGCGGCUUCAUGUCAGUCAGAUGCAUCAGCACCGGGAUGGCAUCACAACCUCCUUGAAGGAAGCAAAGGGCUAUCUGGAUAAGCUGUUGGAGGAGAUCUCCAAGACUCAGGAGAAAGUGAGCAGCCGAGAGAAGUAUAUCAAUACACAGCUGGAACAUCUUGUCAUAGACUAUCGGAAUGCCCAGUCAGAACUCAGUGAGGCCAGGGAGCUGUAUCGACAAGGCAGUGGUGGAGUGACUGAAAGAACCAGAAAUCUAGCAGAGAUGAGUGAGGAGCUGGAGAAAGUCAAACAGGAGAUGGAAGAGAAAGGAAGCAGUAUGUCAGACGGAGCUCCUGUGGUGAAGAUCCGACAGAGCCUGACCAAGUUGAAGCAGGAGAUCCAGGAAAUGGACGUGCGUAUGGGGGUCGUGGAGCACACUCUGCUGCAGGCCAAACUCAAAGAAAAGAACAACAUGACCAGAGACAUGCAUGCAACACACAUAACAGAGACUAGCACACACACCUAUUCAUAAGUUUCCAGAAUAUUAAGGUCAGAUGUUUCAGCCACAUAUAUAACUGCUAUACUGCGUGCAAUUACUUACAUUAAAUGAAUUAUAUUCUU
Molecule: messenger RNA, 1421 nt
Organism: Trichomycterus rosablanca
Lineage: Eukaryota; Metazoa; Chordata; Actinopteri; Siluriformes; Trichomycteridae
Gene: ift57
Product: intraflagellar transport 57 homolog (Chlamydomonas)
Exons: 12
Coding region: 100-1332 (410 amino acids)
Biological process (GO): intraciliary transport; non-motile cilium assembly
Cellular component (GO): centrosome; intraciliary transport particle B; Golgi apparatus
Source: RefSeq, a predicted model, not a curated record